GAGCAGGUAGCCGCCUACAAGUACAAAUAAAAGGCCCUGUAAUCUCAGCCCGACUCAGCAGGAGUCAGGGACUGGGAGCGUAGAUCUACCAGUGCAGUAGGCAGUAGGUCUAGUACAUGUAGUAGUCAAUGAGGACAACUGCAAACGCAUCGCUUUUCAGCUUUGUUGCCUGAGCUAUUUUCCAAAGCGUGGAAGCGUGGUUGUAGUUAUGGACUCCGAUGAGGAUGAUCCUACUAAUUAUCCAAACAGUCGACUCUUGGACUUACUGGGUCACAGUGGACGUCCAAUCGUUGUGCGCAGUUCUGCUGGUUCACAGUUUGUUGUAAUUUUUGCAGAUCGCGGAACCAACCAAUUGGGAUCUGCUGCCAGUGCAAGUGAUCAAUCGCUCAGUGGAGACGAGAAUAUGUAUUCUGACUAUUCUCGGGUAUAUCAAACUUCUUAUCCAGGUAUGGGACGGCAAACCCGUCGCAUGGCGAUGCAAAGACGCAGUGCCAAGAAAUACAAUAAAGACCAUCCGCCCUGCUGUGAUGGAGUCGACAAAACGGACAUAGGCAGACAGAUUCAGCUGGAAUCCGGCGGACGAUUUGAAAGGUGUAGCACGUCGCGACUACUCCGUCAUCGUGAAUACGCUGUUCGUAGUCGCUGUAUGCCCUCAAGACGUGCUCAGCUGGGGAAUAGACAAUUGCCUGAUCGAGCGUCUGUGGUGAUUUCUGGACCUAGUCGAGUGUUCAUAGGGCGAUUCUCGGAGAAGGGUGAUAUCUUUGUGUCCUGCAGUCAGUCUGGCCGAAUUACCAUUCUCAAGGUGGACGGGCGUCGGUUAAUUCCCCACCGCACUAUUGCCGGGCGUGAAGUCGGCUGGAGCAUUAUAGAUAUGGCAUUUAGCCCCGACGAGCAGUAUGGAGUCUAUUCUAGCUGGUGCCAUUCUCUAUACAUGAUCAACUUAAACAAUGACACGUCAGAAGUGCACACGCCGUUGGACAUGGACCCAGAAGAGGACAGUCACUUCUGUGCUUUCUCGUUGCAGUUUUCCAGUGACAACCAUCAGAUUAUGGCCGGCUGCAACUAUGGCCAGGUGUACAUGUACGAUCGCAUGCGAGGUGCACGCACGCUGGCUUUUCAAGCACACGACGAUGAUGUGAACACAACAUGUUUUGGUGAUGCGUCGUCGCACAUCCUAUUCUCUGGCAGUGAUGACUGUGUAGUAAAAGCCUGGGAUCGCCGUACCCUCUCGGCAGGAAAUCCAGAAGCAGUGGCAACGUUUCACGGUCAUAGUGAUGGCUUGACGUGUGUAUCACCAAGAGGAGACGGUCGCUAUUUGAUAUCCAACAGUAAAGAUCACAGCAUGAAGCUGUGGGAUGUACGUAAGCCGGCGGCCGCGAGUAUGUCGCCAGAACAAUCUACAGCAGCCACGGCCACAGCAGCAACAGAACGUCGUCAGAAUGACUCAAGCGUCAUGACGUACCGAGGGCAUACGACCAAGAGCACUCUUGUCCGAUGUGCAUUCUCGCCUGCUCACACCACUGGACAGCGCUAUGUGUAUACGGGCAGUGCGCUUGGUGCGUGUGUCAUCUACGACGUUCUAACGGGAGAGGUGGCAGCGGAGCUACAAGGUCAUACGGGUGUGGUACGCGAUGUGUCUUGGCAUCCAACCAAUCCAGGGAUGAUCACAACAGCUAGCUGGGAUGGUGACGUCAAGCUCUGGCAACGGAACGUCACCGAUGAAAUGCCCAGCGCCGAUGCACACUCGUCCUACGAUGCCAGUUAUGGCCCUGAUCUAUCCGGCACUGCUUUCUUCUAGAUCAUCAUUGAGCGCCAGUGAACGCGAAGACAAACAAUAGUGUUGCAGAACUGAUUUGACUACUGCAACUGACGCUGCUUGCCCUCGUGACGUCUGUAUACCGCAUUAAGUUCAUAUUGUGGACCUGGCACUUGUUGCCCUCGUCUCGAACUACACUCAUUGCACAACCUACACAAGUGACCAGUCCAGAGACAGCUGGAGGACACAAAUGUUUCGGCCAUUGGCCAUGGUCAGUGGAUAAAGUAACUUAGUACGUAUGCCCGAGGCUUUGCCGAUGAUUCGCCAAUGAGUGCCGCGAAAGCCAGAGCCAUCAGCAGCAUCACCAGGAGACAUCUAAACAUCAUUCUCGUAUGUAGUCAGUAGACGACGGUCCGUGCGUGAGACUUGCAUUAUCAACACAUAGAAUAGCACUGUUGCGCCUUCUAUACUAGAUUUGACACAACAUGCCUUGGGACGGAUGUGGCUCUUGUAUUGGAGACGUAUACGCCAUACCGGUGGGUAUAGGUACAGAGCUCCUUUAUCCAUACAGCGGGUUACAGUUAUAUAGAUGUUUUCGUGAAAGUAACCUUAGUUGCAUUGCCUCCAUUCAAACUGACUCAAGUCUUGUCAACCUUGCUUAUUACAUUAUUCGUUCCAUUGUUUUGUCUCAGGACAAGUCGAGUCAUUCGUCAUUCAACAUGUUUUCGCCCUUUCUCAAUGACAUUUUAUUUCGCUGGGAACGCCACUGCGGCGUGUUACAUCUCUAGCUGUUACUGUUAUCGCCUGAGACAAAGGGACAACAUUUUAAAAUAUGCAUGGUUGCUCCUAGUGUUGGAGCUUGCACCACCUGCUGGCUGACACUACAGAAGAGUCACGCGUCCAAGAACGUUA
Messenger RNA from Sycon ciliatum, 2668 nucleotides. RefSeq names its product DDB1- and CUL4-associated factor 11-like. Gene Ontology annotation, molecular function: protein binding. The coding region runs from base 209 to 1798 and encodes 529 amino acids. Gene Ontology annotation, cellular component: Cul4-RING E3 ubiquitin ligase complex. The transcript has a single exon. The record is from RefSeq and is a predicted model, not a curated record. Gene Ontology annotation, biological process: proteasome-mediated ubiquitin-dependent protein catabolic process. Lineage: Eukaryota; Metazoa; Porifera; Calcarea; Leucosolenida; Sycettidae.